AUGUCUUUUGCCCUCUUAUUUUCACGUUUUACUUUGACAAAAUUAAUCUUCAUUUUUUUGUUUGACACUUAUUCACUUCUUUCCCAUUCUGUCUUUCUCCCCCUUUCAUCUCCUUCAUUCUCAUUCUCUCUGUCGUCCCCUUUUGUUCUCCUCAUUCUCUCUUUCCCCCUUUUUGUACUCCUCAUCCUUCCUCUCUCUCCCUUUUCAUUCAAAUCUUAUCUCUCCCUUUUGCCUUACACUUCCUCAUUUUCUCUCCCUUUUGCCUUACACACUCUUUCACCCUCCUCAUUCUAUUUUCUUCCCACUUUCAAUUUUACCAUUCUUUCUCCACCUUUAAUCUUCCUCAUUCUCUCCCUUUCAUCUUCAUUCUCUCAUUCCUAUCCUCCUCAGUCACUCUCUCCCUCUUUAGACUUACACACUUUCUCCCCUUUUCAACUUAUACACACUCUCUCUCUCUCUUCCACCUUCUUUAUUCCAUCUUCCUUCCAUUUUCAACUUUCUCACUCAUUCUCCCCCUUUUGUCUUAUUCAUUCUCUUUAUAUUAUUUUUUCUCCAUCUUUUCUCACCUCAUCACUCACCAUACAUUUUUUAUUUUUUUUAUUUCCUCUGAUUUAA
Molecule: messenger RNA, 615 nt
Organism: Acanthosepion pharaonis
Lineage: Eukaryota; Metazoa; Mollusca; Cephalopoda; Sepiida; Sepiidae
Source: the annotation of a GenBank genome assembly